Messenger RNA from Eimeria acervulina, 1302 nucleotides. RefSeq lists its product as hypothetical. The transcript has 11 exons. The record is from RefSeq and is a predicted model, not a curated record. NCBI's taxonomy places the organism in Eukaryota, Apicomplexa, Conoidasida, Eucoccidiorida, Eimeriidae. The coding region runs from base 1 to 1302 and encodes 433 amino acids.
AUGACCCUCACAUCGGAUCUCAAAGUUUGUCAAGUAUGUAAGGACGCGCAGCACAAAUACGUCUGCCCUAAGUGCAGGCUUCUCUACUGUUCUCUUCUUUGUUACAAGCAGCACAACUCGGAGUGUGUGGCAGCAUUUCAUGAAGAGGAGUUUGCUGCUGCUGCUGCAGCAGCAACCCCAACGCUGCACGAGCAGCGGGAGUUUAAUAAGAAGCUAACACGCUUCUAUAGGCAGCAGCAGCAGCAGCAGCAGCAAGAUGAUGAGGAAGAAGAGCAGCAGCAGCAGCAGGAAGCAGCAGAGCAGCAGCAAGCGAUCGAGGGUUUAGGGUUUGGGUCCAGCGAAGAAGAAGAAGCAGCAACAGACGACGAAGACUCCCCACAGCAGCAGCAGCAGCAGCAGCAGCAGGAGCAUAAGCAGCAGCAUAUAAGCAAGGAGCGGCUGCAGCAGCUGCAGCAGCUAGCAGCAGCAGGAACCCUCGAUCUGCAGCACCUAACAGCAAAAGAAUCUGCUGCUUUUUUUGCUGCCCUCAAACGCGGAGAGUUAGCGCAGUAUCUGCAGCCUUGGAAACCCUGGUGGCUAUCCGUAGAGCUGCCAUCUGUAGAAACCCCUGCGCAUAUUUGCUGUCGCCCCACUCGGCCAGACCCUCGGCUUGCAAUGACACUGAUGCAAGUGGUGUUUGCCUAUGCGCACUAUAUGCGUACUUUCAAUGGAGCCUUCGAAGAGGGGGAAGUGGAAGAAGCUGCAGGUCACUUCUUAGCCAUUGCUCGAUGUGGGUUCAGAGCGGACGCCAGUGCUGUGGAGCUGUGCGCUCAUUUUGAGGAGUCGAAAGACCCGCCGCCUUCCUCCGCCAUUGCUGCUGUGGAUCAGGUGCUUGAAUGGGCUGCCCAGCCUUCUGUGGGUUGCGCGGCGGCGGCGGUUUCGUCCUCCUUUGAGUUGCACGGAUGCGGCAUUUUCGGAGUUAUAAAGGCAGAGUUCGUGCUGCGGAAGUUAGGGUUUUUGCUCUCUGCUGUCUUCUUUCAUUGGGAAGAGCAGCAGCAGCAGCGGCAGCAGCUGCUGAAGGCGCUGCAGCAACGGCGAGGCAUGCUGCAGCAGCUGCAGCAAAUCAAAAAGAAGAGGGAAGAAGCAAAAGCGGCAGCUCGUACUUUGGAUGCAUGCGGCAGCAGCACUCUUGCUGCAGCAGCUCAGGCCCGCAGGUUCUGUGAGCCGCCAGUUGUAGUGCAAAGCAGCAGCAGCACCAGCAGCAGCAGCAGCAGCAGCAGCAGCAGCAAUGUGGAGGAGAGCUUUAAGAGGGAGGCGGAGUAG